Brettanomyces nanus is the source of this 840-nucleotide messenger RNA. RefSeq lists its product as uncharacterized. The transcript has a single exon. NCBI's taxonomy places the organism in Eukaryota, Fungi, Ascomycota, Pichiomycetes, Pichiales, Pichiaceae. Gene Ontology annotation, cellular component: mitochondrion. Gene Ontology annotation, molecular function: protein methyltransferase activity; nucleic acid binding. The record is from RefSeq and is a predicted model, not a curated record. The coding region runs from base 1 to 840 and encodes 279 amino acids. Gene Ontology annotation, biological process: protein methylation.
AUGCAAGGCCUCCUCAAAACACUUCUGUGCGCCCUUCCAAAAUCCCAGGCCGCUCAGGAACUUCGAUGGAUCAAACAGGAACUUCCGGCUGACCAAUGGCAGAAGGCUGUUAUUGAUAGAUCUCAUCUAAAACCUCUUCAAUACAUUUUGGGUACACAGCCUUUUGGACCACUUACUAUUCGAUGCAAAGAGAAUGUUCUAAUUCCCCGAAACGACACCGAGGAAUGGUGUAUACAGUUGCUGAACUCUUUGAGAGGUCGACGUCUUAACAAUAUUCUAGACUAUUGCACAGGUACUGGAUGCAUAGCGUUGACUUUAGCUAGUAGUGCUAGCAGUCCCAAAUGGGGGAAUAUUGUUGGAACUGACAUCAAUAGGGAUGCUAUAUUAUUGGCCAAUGAGAAUGCUGUUUUGAACAAAGCACGUUUAAUGUCCAUUCCUUCGUUUGAGGUCUGUGAUCUUAGAAAAGAAGAGAUACCCAAGAAGACUGGAUCCAUCGCUUUUGAUCUGUUGGUUUCCAACCCCCCUUAUAUUCCGGUUGAAAAUAUGAACACCACAGCUGGUGUUGAGAAGUCCGUACUUCACUAUGAACCGUGGUCUGCAUUGGUCGGGAACCUCGAGUUUUAUGAGUCCCUUUGCAAGAUUAUUCCCGCAAUCCACGCUGAAUCGUUUAUAUUCGAGCUUGGAUACAGACAACAGGCACUAGCUGUUCGGAAAAACCUCCCGGAUUCUUGGUUCUGCGGUGUUAAACAUGACAGUUCAGGAAGAAUACGAAAUGUAGUCGGCUGGAGACACCCCAGAUUUCAAUAUCUUAGUGAGCUAAUAGACGAAAGGUUGUCAUGA